AUGCCAGAAGCUGACCAACUCGCGGAGGAAAACCAGCGGCUGAAGAAGGAGCUCAAGAACCUCCAGCAGCAGCGCGAGAAGGAGAAGAAUGAAUUUGAAAGCAAGAUCGCCUCAGAGCGCGAAGCGGGAAAGGGUCAUCAAGAGUCCGCGAUGCAACGAACUCAAGAGUUGGAAGCCAUGAAGAGCAAGAUGGUCAAGUUGACCCGGCAGUUGGACGAGGAGGUCCAAAAACGCGACCAAGUCUCAGCUGAGUCACAACAGCUGGAGAGAAGACUUCAGGACUUGACCAAAGGCACCGCGGGUGCCGUCCCGGCCUCGCCGACCUCGGGGACCGGUGAUGAGCAAGCGCUCCGAGAGCGUGGGAGCCAGGUCUCGACCAAGCUCAUGCGUGUGGUAGAUCAGUGGAUGCGGCAACGGGACUUGCAACAAGCCUUGCUUCGAGGGGCCUCGAUCAACGACACGGCCUUUGCAACCCUUGUGCAGGCUUUGAAUGAUUGCCCAUCUUUGCAGACCCUCGACCUGUCUCAGAAUUUGUUGACCAUGGACUCUUGCUCUGACCUUUGUCAGCUCAUCACCACGGCCCCUAGCUUGUCCUUCAUCUCCCUCGCGGAGAACUUGUUCUCGCUGCGGUCAGUGGGCUACUUUAUGACUGCAGUGAUGGAGCGGCAGAACACCAAGAAGCUCAUGCCGUUGGAUCUGUUGGACUUGCAGGGUAACGAGGGCCUCAUCGCUGCAGCUGCGGCCCCAGUGCCGGAGGCCUUGCUGAGCCAAGUGCAACAGGCGAUGCACCGCGCGGGACGCUUACCACCCAGUGGCGUCGAGUUGGUUGCACAGGUCAUGAGGGCUUUGUGGCGAUUCCUGCAUGACACAGCUCAUCCACAAGUGAAGGAUGCAAGUCCAGAUGAUGUGGCAUUCUUUGUGAUGGAUAAGAUCACCUUGCGGAAGAUGGAGAAUGCGCUCAUGAAGAUCUUGCUUUUAGGUGCCGACACCGCCAUGGAUGCGGGCUCCGUGCAGUAUCGCCCGGUGACCGCCAAUUUGGCCUUUGCCUCGACCCUGGAGGUUGCUGAGGACCCUCGCGUCCCUGAGCAGGUGGCGCGUGAGGACCGGAAGCAGAGCGGCUACGCCUCGCCCACGGUGUCGCCGCAGAAGCCGAAGAUGAGCACACAGGAGGUGAGGACUCAACCAACAGCUGCUGACCCCUUCGCCGACUUGAAGACAGCUUUUGAGCCACAGCGUGAGAAGCUCAAGACCUUCAAUCUGAAGCAGAUUGUCACCCGGAAUGGCACUGUGCUCAUGAACAUGCUCGAGCGAUUGCUGGAGACCACCGAGAUUGAUGCACGGGACGUCGAGACAGAGCAAACCUUGUUGGAGUAUGCCUGCCACACUGGCAACAUGGGCCUGGCCAAGCUUUGCUACCGCCGUGGCGCCAACUUAUCGGCCAAGACGCAGAAGGGAGAGACCGCCUUCAACAUCGUGACGCAGAACAAGCGCUAUGAUCUCAUGGAGUUCUUGCACACCUAUGGCGUCAAGGUGAACAGUGCGGAUGCCAAAGGCCGCACGGCUUUGCACGUGGCGGCCGCCAACGAUGACGUGGACGGGGUGUGCCGACUCGUGGAGUGGGGAGCUGAUGUGAACAUCAAGGAUGACAAGAAGCGGACGCCCAUUCACGUUAGUGCGGCCAGCGGCAACAUGAAGACCACCAUGCUGUUGCUGGAGGUAGGUGCCGAUAUGAAUGCCAAGGAUGACCGCGAGUACACGGCGGUAGCCCACGCAGAGGCGAACAAUCACUUCGUGCUCAUGGACCGGCUGGUUCAACUUGGAGGACGGGGCCAUGGACUCCACCAAAAGAAGGAGAAUGACAUGGCCCGAUCCAAAUCGGCCAAGAUGAUCGGUGAGCUCGUGGUGUCCGCGGGCUUGUUGAAGCGAUCCUCCUUGGGCCGGAUCGGUAAGGUCUCAGCCUGCGUGUUCCUGCCGCCCGAGCAGCGCGGUUUAGCGGAACGGUGUGGCAAGCAGGAUCUCGGUCGCCUGAUUUUCGUGGCGCCCCUCUUCGAAGCGGCUUCACUGGACCGCUACGCUGACUUCCGCGUGUCCCGCUUCUACCAGCGCUGCAUGGAGAGCGAACCCGACCUCUUCCGGUUGGUCACCGGCACUGGAACGCUGGGUUGCAUCAUCACUUUCUCCAUUUGCCUACGGCAUUCUUGGUCCUUGGACCAGCGACCACUGUGCAUGCAGCGGAGCUACUACCAUGGCAUGUUGGCUUUUCCCAUGGUUUGGGCCUUUUGCACCUGGGUCACACUUUGGUGUCCUUUGAAUGCUCCAAUGUCAGAGCUUUUCAUGGGGCAAAGCGAGGCCUAUGCAAUUUAUUCCUUUCUGGUACUGCUCUUCAUGUUGGUGAGCAUUGAAGCACUGAAGCGGCGGCGGGAUGGUGAGUUGGAUGGGAGUUCUUAUCACUCCAACUCCAACAUGGGCGAGGUUAUCAUACAAGCAGUUCAAGCAUAUGGUCCACAGAAGUACUUCGCCGUCCCUCCCUUGGGCUGCCUUUUUAUGAAAUGCGUCCGGCCGCACCAUGUGACGGCCAACCAACUUCUGUGGGUCUCGCGGCUGGUGAAACAGUAUGGCUAUGCACAGGUCAUUCUGAACACAUGCUACAUAUACACCCGGCAGACGAUGGUGGCUGGCUCUGCCCGCGCUCAAGUCCUGGCCACAUUCGAAAACGUAUUGAAAGUGUCUGGGCUUUUGGCAGUCUACGGACUCUUUGUGAUGUACAAGGCAACGCACGAGUUGCUGCAUGACUGGAAGACCACGGCCAAGUUUCUCUCAGUGAAGCUGAUCAUUGGCUUGUCCACACUGCAAAAGAUGCUGCUGCGGAAAAUCGUGGAGGUCUUUCCACCACAUGAGGGCAGCUGUUUGCUGGAUCCCCUUCAUCCUAAAGAUUUGGACCGGGCCUUGGCCUAUUGGUCUUCGUAUUUGACGCUUCUGGAAACCAUUCUGCUGGCAUGCUUGGUGAUCAAGGAAAGGGCGACCCAUCGACUUUGUAAUGAUCCGCCAGGAACGAAACAGAAGCACGCGACCCAAACUCGGCUGAAGCAUGGCCCACAGGCCUUCCCAGCGGAGGAGGUAGCCGACUAUCCUUUGAAGAACCUGGAUUUUGUGGAGCUGGAGCUUCGGCAGAUCCAUCAGAAGAGCCGCAGCCAGAGCCGCUUAUCGAGUCCCAUUCACGGCCUGCGCAGCCGCCCGAGUCGCGCAGACUCUGAGGCGGCGUAG
Molecule: messenger RNA, 3264 nt
Organism: Durusdinium trenchii
Lineage: Eukaryota; Dinophyceae; Suessiales; Symbiodiniaceae
Source: the annotation of a GenBank genome assembly